GGUAACACCUACGUCUCGGGACCUGGUUUCUCACAUCCUCAGUGGUUAAAUGAGCUGCGUAGGAGGAGUUGAUCUCAGUGCCACAAGAAACUUCCCCUGUCAACAGCGUCGGGCAACGACACGGAGCGCAACGUCUGAGACCCGACGAGAAUCCGGUUUGGAAGUAGUAGGUCCAGUAAGGUGAAUUACGUCCCCGUCCCCCCUCCAGUGGAUUACCCAACUUUGCAACGAGAGCCGCUCGGGACACAGAACUUCGACCGCGCGCGUAAACAUGGAAAUUGGGGAAGUAUGGAUUUUCGCAUUGUCGAGGAAAUUGGGGGAAAGGUAACUGCGGGGCGAAUCGCGAGGUGGCACUUCGGCUGAAACGUGCGCGCGUAAAUGAAAUGAGACAGUGAGCGAAGGGGCCGCAGUUAUGAAUAGCACGGAGGGAGCGGGCCGGUCUCGGCAGCCCACCAUCCCCGUCAUCAUGUUCAUAUUCGGGGUGGUGGGAAAUGUCAUCGCCAUAGUGGUGCUCCGGAUCUCCCGAAAAGAGCAGAAGGAGACGACGUUUUACACGCUGGUUUGCGGCCUGGCGGUGACAGACCUGCUGGGCACCCUGCUGGCCAGCCCCGUCACCAUCUCCACCUACAUGAAGGGCGCCUGGCCCGGGGGGCCGCCGCUGUGCCAGUACUCGGGGUUCAUCCUCCUCUUCUUUUUCUUGGUCCAGCUCAGUAUCGUCUUCGCCAUGUCGGUUGAACGGUACUUGGCGAUAAACCACGCGUAUUUCUACAACGAGUACGUCAACCAAAGACUCGCGGCGGUGACCCUCGUCUUCAUAUACAUUUUCAACGUCAUCUUCUGCGCGUUGCCCAGCAUGGGGCUGGGGCAGGUGAAGCUCCAGUACCCGCAGACUUGGUGCUUCAUUGACUGGCGGACCAAUGACACAAAGCUGGCCACGUUUAACCUGAUGUAUGCGGGGGUGAACUCCUUUCUCGUGUUGGCGACGGUCGUGUGCAACGUGAUGGUGUGCGGGGCUCUGAUCCUGAUGCACAAGCGCUUCAUCCGCCGCACGUCCCUGGGAACGGACCACAGGCGCAUGGCUGACUCCAGGCGCAGAAGGAGUUUCGGACGUUUGGCCGGAGCGGAGAUCCAGAUGGUCAUCUUGCUCAUAGCCACUUCUGCUGUUGUUCUCAUCUGCUCCAUACCUUUAGUGUUGAGGAUCUUUGUAAACCAGCUGUACAGACAUCAGGUGGAUGAGCCUAUAGAGAAGAACCCAGACCUGCUGGCAAUCCGCAUGGCCUCUGUUAACCCCAUCCUGGACCCUUGGAUCUAUAUCUUACUCAGAAAGACAGUGGUCCUAAAGCUGGUGGAGAAGAUUAAGUGCCUGUUCUGUAAAAUGGGCGUGCGGGGCCAAGGCAGCAGAGGGCAGUUCCGCUGUGCUGACGGCGUCCUGUCCUCCUCCUCCAUCGUUUCUCGAGACUCCCCCUCUUUAGUUUCCCGUGAGCUGAGGGAGGUUGUCAGCACCUCACAGACCAUUCUCUACACACCAGAGACAGGUGGCGGCAGACGAGGAUCGUUUCAAGUUGGGAGCUUGGACAGCUCCAGUCCACCAGUGCAAGAAUCGCUGUUAAUGGACAUCCAGAGGGUAGAGGGCCCUCAGAAGGAGCAGGUGCUUGGCAUUUUAGAGGCUAUAGUGCCACCAGGCCAACUGUUUGGCAGGACAGAAGUCUCACAGCUCAAAAGGGCUCCAUCAGAUCAUGAGGACCAGACUUUACAUGUGACCUUCACAGACGAAGCUUUAAACCUACAGGAGAAAUGCAUAUAACUGUCAGGAUAUGCAGCUGUGGGGGGAAAAAGACACACACAUAUAUAUAUAUAUAUAUAUAUAUAUAUAUAUAUAUAU
Messenger RNA from Lampris incognitus (smalleye Pacific opah), 1882 nucleotides. It is a transcript of the gene ptger4b, whose product is annotated as prostaglandin E receptor 4 (subtype EP4) b. Gene Ontology annotation, biological process: negative regulation of inflammatory response; adenylate cyclase-activating G protein-coupled receptor signaling pathway; positive regulation of cytosolic calcium ion concentration. The record is from RefSeq and is a predicted model, not a curated record. The coding region runs from base 413 to 1804 and encodes 463 amino acids. Gene Ontology annotation, cellular component: plasma membrane. Gene Ontology annotation, molecular function: prostaglandin E receptor activity. The transcript has 2 exons. Lineage: Eukaryota; Metazoa; Chordata; Actinopteri; Lampriformes; Lampridae.